AUGAUUAAUAAGGCAUCAUCUUUUACUAUAAGAACAGUUCGAAUGUUUAAAAUGUUAUCCAAAAAUUAAAUUAGAUUUCAAUAUGGUAAAUUAGAACAUUUUUUUGCAAAUUAUGAGAUGAGCGAAUUUGAAUCUCCUAAUGUUAUUAUUGACAAAUUUUAAUUUUUGAUUGAUGACUUAUUUUAUUCCAAUAGUCUUCAAUUCAAUAACUCUUUGGCUUUUUAUUUGAAUGUUAAUGAUGUUGAAAUAAGAGAAUUAAUCAUGCUUUUAGAAAAAAUAUACUAAAAUAGUUAAUUUUUGUCAAAAACAAACAAAUUAACCUUAAUUUAAAUAAUUUAAACUAAUUUGCAUUCUUUUAAUGAAGAUAUAAUCUCUAUUAUAAAUUAAGCUUGUUUAUUGGGUAUUGUUAAUGAAUAGAUAAUGUAAUCCUUUAUUAAUUAAUUUAUUUUAAAUGGAAAUAUAUAAUAUGAUUUUACUAUUUAAGUAAAAUUAAUUUAUAUUUUUGGUUAAACUCUUUUAAAAUAUAAUUCAUUAAUAAAAAAUGAAGAAUUUAUAAAAAAAUGGUAAGAUUUAAUUAAAUAUGCAAUUUAAAAUCAUAAACCAGAGUAUAAAAUAUCUGGUUGUAUGUUUUCAUAAAUUUCAUUCUUGAUUAAAGGAUUAUGUUAGAUUGAAUAAGAAUAAGAAGCAACAUAUUUAGGAUAAAUUAUUAAAAUUUAUAAAAACUAUUAUAAAUAUUUGAUGUCUAACUUUUCAUAAAAUUUAGACUUUUAUAAUAUGACACCUAAAGAGACAACAAUUUUAAUAACUGCUUUAUUAAAGUUAAGGGAAUAGUUUUCAAAGCUUGAAAUAAUAAUAAUAAUAUAAAGUAUAUUAAAUAGAGUAAAAAAGAUUGGAAUUUCAUCAUAUAGUGAUAUAGCUUUGCAAUCUUUUGUAUUUAAUUUGACUUAUUUGGGAGAUUAUUAGAAAUUUAUGGUAGAAGAUAUUAUUUAAGUUCUUUAACAGAAAGCACAUUAAUAGACAUUUUCUCCAAAGAUUUUAAUAAUAAUACUUUUUGAAAUGCAUAUAAAAUGGAAUUAUGAUGUACCAAAAGAUCAUUUACUUAAUUUAAUCCCCUUAAUAAAUAUUAAAGAAAUACCAGAUUUUGAACUUGGUAAUUAUUUUCAAUUGCUUACUCUAUUACCUUUAGAUUCUAUAUAACAUAUCAUUAAUAAUAUUGAACCAGUAUUUUAUUUUAUUUUAUUAUAGGAAAUGGCAAUAAGAGAAUAAUUUCAAAAAGAAAAUUAAUAGUUUUACAAGAAAGAGUCUCUUUCAACUGAUAGAAUGAAAAGAUCUAUAUUAAGAUUGAUAAAUUUAUUGACAGCACAUGGUAAAAAUGCAGAAAAUUUAUAAAGGACAAUUAAAUUGAUUUUGUGA
Molecule: messenger RNA, 1413 nt
Organism: Paramecium sonneborni
Lineage: Eukaryota; Ciliophora; Oligohymenophorea; Peniculida; Parameciidae
Source: the annotation of a GenBank genome assembly